This is a messenger RNA of Lasiosphaeria miniovina, 605 nucleotides long. RefSeq lists its product as uncharacterized. The transcript has a single exon. The coding region runs from base 114 to 524 and encodes 136 amino acids. The record is from RefSeq and is a predicted model, not a curated record. Lineage: Eukaryota; Fungi; Ascomycota; Sordariomycetes; Sordariales; Lasiosphaeriaceae.
UGGCCAGCAACCUGAAGCACCGCGGCGCUGUACCCCCUUUCGCAGCCGAGCCCAGACUGUGACCAGCAACCUGAAGCACCGCAAGUUCGCAACACGGAAAGAGAACAGGGAAAAUGCACUCCCCGCUCCUUGCGCUCUUGGCCGUCGUCGCCGUCGCCGUCACAUCCGUCGCGGCGGCCCCGGCGCCAGCCUCCCAGGCCCCAGCCCAGCCCGCCUGCGCCGCCGUCCCCGAGGCCUUUUGGGUCUGCUCGUCCGACUGCCUGUACAAGCAGUGCCCCACCGGCGACACCCCGUGCUUUGAGGCCUGCGAUGCCGAGUGUAGUGCGUCCAGCCCCCCUUUAACCCCUGGUGGCGUGUCUUUCGUCGGGUGUGCUGACUCGAUGGGCCGCAAACAGAGGCGCAGUUCGUCCCCGACUGCGAGCCGGGUAUCUAUUAGCGGACUACAAGAUUUGGGGGCUAGAGAGAGUCUCGGGUUACUAUUAACUGCCGUCACACCUAGCCUACGACGGAAAUGGCGCCUUUAGCCUGGGUUGGGAUUUAGUCGGACUGCCCUUGAUUAAAAGUAAGACGGUGGAUGCUUUUCCUAAGUACGUUAAUGAUGAGGA